AUGGAGAAUAUAUGGAUACAAUGGAAGUGGGACGAGACGACUAAAGCCAUGAUGGGCGACAUAACCCAGCCUAGGAUAAUGAGAUGUUCAUUAUAUUGCACAAAUGAGCUAUUCGAGAAACAACAGUGGAUCAUGAGCCUGUCCCUAAAUGUUCUCCCAAAUCCAGCCUUGUUCAUGGCCCUGAAUUGCUUCAUCCUGAUUAAAACUGCGCUGUCGAUCGGUUUAUCAGAUGCUUCACCAUCUUCCUUAAGCCAUGGGUGCUCUGAUCAGUUGAUCAAUCAACAUUUUCUUAAUGAGAUCUUUGGCACCAUCAGAUAUCGAAGGCCAUGGGGACGAUUGGAGAUCAACAUGACCCGCCAGAAUUUCCUCAAAUAUGCCUUUCUCCGUCUCUGGAAACGCAAAGCACUCAUUGGAUGA
Striga asiatica is the source of this 417-nucleotide messenger RNA. NCBI's taxonomy places the organism in Eukaryota, Viridiplantae, Streptophyta, Magnoliopsida, Lamiales, Orobanchaceae. The record is from the annotation of a GenBank genome assembly.